Molecule: messenger RNA, 1257 nt
Organism: Brassica rapa (field mustard)
Lineage: Eukaryota; Viridiplantae; Streptophyta; Magnoliopsida; Brassicales; Brassicaceae
Product: biotin carboxyl carrier protein of acetyl-CoA carboxylase
Source: RefSeq, a predicted model, not a curated record
GUACGCUUAUAAAUUGAGGCGCAGGUUAGCUUACAAUAGUGAGCGAGUGAUAGAUGGUAGCUGCCUAGGACGGAGUUACCAAAGAGAAGAGAGAGCCGCUCAAGAAUUAAAAAGUGACCAAACCAACCCCAACUGCCAUCUUAGCUUUUAUCUAACCACCACCCCCCACCUUUUAUCCUUUGUGCUCUCUCUCUCUCUAGCUCCCUCGCUCGCUGCCUUGUUCUUCCCAAUGGAGUCUUCUGCAGCUCUCGGAUCUCUCCGUCAGAGUUUAGGAUCCGCCGUAAAUGUUCACUCCCUUUCUGGUAACUGGUCUCCCUCUGGUAAUUCUUGUGUCCCACGGUGGAGUUUGUUCAACAGGAACAUGCUUGUGUUGCGUGCAGACUCCUCUAAAUCUUCAACAACAACAACCAAAACUGAUGAAUCAUCUGAUGCCUCAAACGGGACUAAAACUAAAACUGUUCGAAGAACAACUUUCCCUAAAGAAGUUGAGGCACUGGUUCACGAGAUGUGUGAUGAGACUGAGGUUGCUGUGCUCAAACUCAAGGUUGGAGAUUUUGAGAUGAACCUUAAGCGGAAGAUUGGACUGGCCGAAACUCCCAUUCCCGUGCCUGAUAUUUCUCCAUCUGUAGCUCCCCCGAUUCCUUCUGAGCCCAUGAACAAAUCAGUGUCUGCUUCUGCUGAUGCUAGCCCAUCCAAAGCAAAACCUGCCUCUGAGAAAGUGUCUCCGUUCAUAAAUGCUGCAUACCGAAAAUCAUCAAAGCUGGCUGCUUUGGAGGCAGCUGGAUCUAACAACUAUGUUCUAGUCACAUCUCCGUCAGUGGGUAAGUUUCAGAGAAGUAGGACUGUAAAAGGAAAGAAACAAGGUCCUACCUGUAAAGAGGGUGAUGCAAUAAAGGAAGGUCAAGUGAUUGGAUACUUACAUCAGUUGGGAAAAGAACUUCCAGUAACGUCAGAUGUAGCUGGGGAAGUUCUCAAGCUUCUUUCAGAUGAUGGAGACUCUGUAGGUUAUGGGGAGCCUCUGGUUGCCGUCUUGCCAUCGUUCCAUGAUAUCAACAUCCAGUGAUACUCAUCCGGAGACUGUACUCUUUCAUCUUCUCUUAUCUUUCUUUUAUGGAGUAUGUAUUCGGCUGAUUGCAAAGAGCUUGAGAUUCUAUUUUGAUCUUCAUCUUGAUCAUGAUUUGUGUGGAGAUCUAAUUCCUGAACAUGUGACGCAGCUAUAUUGUUUUUUUGUCACUCUUUGGAUUUUGGUUCGUCUUA